Polychytrium aggregatum is the source of this 1353-nucleotide messenger RNA. RefSeq lists its product as uncharacterized. Bases 100 to 1170 code for a protein of 356 amino acids. The record is from RefSeq and is a predicted model, not a curated record. NCBI's taxonomy places the organism in Eukaryota, Fungi, Chytridiomycota, Chytridiomycetes, Polychytriales. The transcript is spliced from 3 exons. Gene Ontology annotation, biological process: axoneme assembly.
UAUGCAUCCAUAGGACUGACCGGGCCGGCACUGGACCAGCCCCAGAACACAAGCAUCUCGAACGAGAUUGAGAAUCUGGAGGAAAAGUACGUGGUUGAGAUGCAGCGGCAGGAGAUCCAGCGCCGCAAGCAACAGCAGGAUACUCGCAUCCAGCUCCGGGGACUACAACUCCAGCACGAGACUCCGUCAAGCGCCCAUCGUCGAGAUGGUGCGCCGCUCUACCAAGACCUUCAGCAGCUCCAGCAGCACUUUAGUAGCCCCGAGCUGUCGAGGAUGCCACACGCCGAGUCCCUCCAUCGCCGCUCCAAGCCUCGGAUGGCGACCUAUACCAUCUCGGCCCCGUCGCUGGGUCUAGGGAGUGGCGGCGAUUCCCCAUCGCAUUCUGGACCGAUGAGGACUCACGAUGGCGACCACCGCCGGCUCUUACCGCCAAUCGAACUAUCAGCACAGUCGCCCCAUCGACAGGCUUCGCCGCCAUCGAUCCCAGGCAGUACGGCGGCCCAAGGAUGGUCCGCCUCGGACUCGCCUCUGGACGACUCGCCAGGAUACAGUCAUCUGGCUGCGUCAAAGAAGAUUCUGAACCUCGAGGUCAAGCUGGGCGGACUCGGGCCGGACCGUGAGAGCGACGAGUAUGUGGCCAAGCUCGAAAAAUGGAAUCGGCAGAAGCAGUAUGCCGCCUCGGUGAGAGCCCUGGCAAUGUCUCAGCUGCGCAAGAACAUGAUCAAGCAGCACCAGCCCUUCCAUCCCACCAUGAUCGAGCAAACACACCCGGCCCACGGAUCUCCGAACGGCAGCAUCGAGCUUGUCACCCAAGGAAACCAGUCUGUCGCAGAGGCCCUUGAUGAGGCUGGAGAGCCAGGGCCGGGUGUGGGUCCCAAGCCGGCGAUUGGGAGUGCCACACCAAAGAAGCCGCACCCGAUGUAUGUCGGCAAGCACCCGUCGGUGGACGAAAUCGAAGGCGCCGCACAACGGCGAGAGAAGAUGCUUCAGUAUGCGUCAACCAUCAAGAAGCCUGCCAUGUCGAUCAACUCCUCAACCGCAACGCUGGUGGCGAACGACACCUCUCGCAGCGACAGUCGGCCCAGCCCCAAGAGUCUUGAGGCUCUCGAGCAGGAACACUUGAACGACAUGCAAUCGGCCGAGAGCAUCCGGCGGCAGCUGAACCUGUAAUGCCGUGCUUGGGUGGCGGACAUCCAGCCCUGAAUAUAUGGCAGUCAAGACGGAAAGAGGCGAGGACGGCAUCUGGAAGCCCGCAACCAGCCGGAGCACUCCUGGAGGCUGUCGCAGCUGGUCCCCCUGUCGACCGAAUCUUCGACGAUAUCCCGGUCGUGGCCGAGCAGAGGGCUCACCCGA